Molecule: messenger RNA, 5046 nt
Organism: Boleophthalmus pectinirostris (great blue-spotted mudskipper)
Lineage: Eukaryota; Metazoa; Chordata; Actinopteri; Gobiiformes; Gobiidae
Product: citron Rho-interacting kinase
Exons: 40
Coding region: 1-5046 (1681 amino acids)
Biological process (GO): actomyosin structure organization; peptidyl-threonine phosphorylation
Cellular component (GO): cytoskeleton; cytoplasm
Molecular function (GO): protein serine/threonine kinase activity
Source: RefSeq, a predicted model, not a curated record
AUGGAGAGGGUGAAGGAAAAGAUAGUUCUCAAGAAAACUAUCAAGACAUUCAAGCAGACCCUUCUGGAGAAUAAGACUAGUCUCAAAGCCACAGUGGAGCAUCUGCAGCACAAGGAGAAGGAGGACAGAGCUGUGGAGCAGGAGAUCUCUCUGGUCCAGAGGAAGAUGUCCGACCUGGAGUCCGUGUUACAGCAGAAGGACAUUGAGCUGAAGGCUUCAGAAACACAGAGGACCAUUUUAGAGCAGGACCUGGCAACUUACAUCACAGAGUGCAGCAGUUUGAAGCGCAGUUUGGAGCAGGCCAGGAUGGAAGUGACACAGGAAGAUGACAAAGCUCUUCAACUUCUCAACGACAUCCGUGACCAGAGCAACAAACUUCAGGAGAUCAAAGAGCAGGAGUACCAUGCUCAGUUGGAGGAGAUGCGUGUCACCGUGCGGCAGUUGGAGGAAGACCUGUCUGCCGCACGUCGCCGUAGUGACCUGUACGAGGCAGAGCUCAAAGACUCACGGCACAACAGUGAGGAACUGAAGAGGAAAGCUACAGAGCUACAGCACCGCAUGCAGAAGGCAAAAGAACAAGGAAAGUUGGAGGCAGAGGAAGUCAUUUCCAAAUUGGAGAAGACAAACGCUGAGCAGCAGACUAAAAUCCAGGACCUCCAAGAGAAGCUGACCAAGGCUUUGAAGGCGAGUGCAGAGGCCACAGAGCUGCUGCAGUCUGUGAGAGCGUCCAAAGAGCGGAUUGAGAGAGACAUGGAGCGUCUGCAGAACAAAGAGGACUCCAGUGACAGCCUCAGACGGCGGCUCCGAGAGACAGAGGAUGGAAGGAAGACUUUGGAGAACCAGGUGAAGAGGCUGGAGAUCGUGGAGCGUCGUGAGGCUAAACUCAAAGAUGAGAUCCAAACCAAAGGCCAGCAGAUUCAGCAGAUGGCAGACAAGAUCAUGGAGCUGGAGGAGAACCUGAGGGAAACACAGUCCACGGCUCAAAGACUGGAGACCCACUUGAAGCAGAAGGAGAAGCUCUAUGAAGACAAGAUAAAGGUGCUGGAGGCCCAGAUGAAGGCGGACAUGGCCGACAAAGAGAUGCUUGAGUCCAGUCAGAGCAAAUAUGAGGAGGAGGUGCGCGAGAAGUGCAGCAUCAUCAGCGAACAGAAGGCGACCAUAAAUGCCAUGGAUUCAAAGAUGAACAAUCUGGAGCAGAGGAUUGCUGAGCUGACAGAAGCCAACAAACUGGCAGCAAACAGCAGCAUCUACACACAGAAAAAUAUGAAAGCCCAGGAGGAGAUGAUCUCAGAGCUCCGGCAGCAGAAGUUUUACCUGGAGUCUCAGGCUGGAAAGCUGGAGGCCCAAAACGCCAAACUGGAGGAACAUCUGGAGAAGAUGAGCCAGCAGGAACAGAGCAACAAGAGCCGCGUAAUGGAGCUGGAGACACGGCUCAGAGAGAUCGGUCUGGAACACGAGGAGCAAAAGCUGGAGCUGAAGCGGCAGGUAACAGAGCUGACCCUGUCGCUCCAGGAGAGAGAGGGGCAGGUGACAUCGCUCCAGGCCACACGUCACGCUCUGGAGGGGCAGCUCCAACACGCCAAGACUGAGUUGGAAGAGACCACUGCUGAGGCCGAGGAGGAGAUCACUGUGCUCAGGGCACACCGAGAUGAGAUCCAGCGCAAGUAUGACGCACUGAGGGACAGCUGUGCGGUGAUCACAGACCUGGAGGAGCAACUGACCUCACUGUCCCAGGAGAAUGCCGAGUUAAACCGUCAGAACUUUUACCUGUCCAAACAGCUGGAUGACGCCACGGAUGAGAGAGAGGCUCAUCUGCAACUCAGCCAAGAGGUGGACCAGCUCAGGAGAGAGGUGGCUGACCGUGAAAUGCACCUGAACAACCAGAAACAGAACCUGGAGACCCUGAAGACCACAUGCACCAUGCUAGAGGAGCAGGUGAUGGAACUGGAGUCCCUGAACGAUGAGAUGCUGGAGAAGGAGCGUCAGUGGGAGGCCUGGAGGUCCACUCUGGAGGAGGAGAAGAGCCAGGCUGAGAGACGUGUGCGUGACGUACAGAGACUGCUGGACAAUGAGAAACAGAACAGGCUCCGUGCUGAACAGCGCAGCUCUGAGUCCCGUCAGGCUGUGGAGCAGGCGGUGAAGGAGCAUAAGUCUGAGAUCUUGGCUUUGCAGCAGGCACUAAAGGACCAGAAACUGAAGGCUGAAAGUCUCGCUGACACUCUGAACGACCUAGAGAAGAAGCACGCCAUGUUGGAAAUGAACGCGCGCAGUUUACAACAAAAGCUUGAAAGUGAGAGGGAUCUCAAACAGAGACUACUAGAAGAGCAAGAGAAGCUGCAGCAGCAGAUGGAUGCCCAGAAGACACACAUCUUUCGUCUGACACAGGGUCUUCAGGAUGCUCUGGACCAGACUGACCUCCUCAAAACUGAGAGGACAGACCUGGAGUACCAGCUCGAGAAUAUACAGGCCGUGUACUCCCAUGAGAAGGUCAAAAUGGAGGGCACCAUCACGCAGCAAACCAAACUGAUCGACUUCCUCCAGGCUCAGGCCCACGGCGGCUCCAAGAAGAAGAAGGGUCUGUUUGGUCGCCGUAGAGAGGACCUCAUAGCUGCGAUGGCAGCCCAGGCUCAGGCCCAGGGGCAGGGCCAGGCCUCGGCAACGCCCCCUCCUGUCCCACUGCAGUACAGCGACAUGAAGUCUGCCCUGGACAAAGAGCGCGCCCGCUGCUCUGAGCUGGAGGACGCACUGCAGAAGAUGAGGGCUGAGCUUAGAUCUCUCAGAGAGGAAGCUCUCCAGUACAAAGACCACAGCCCAAACCCAUCAUCCCGUCAGCAGAUGAUGAUGUCCUCAAUGGUGAAGUCUCCUGAACAUCAGCAGGGCCCCAGUCUGAACCCAUCAGGCUCAGGCCGCAGGAAGGACACAGCCACUCCAGAGGAAAGAAGGAGAGUCACUUUUGAAAAGUACAGCCGGCGCCUGAAAGACAGUCAGAGGGACAGGGACAGAGAGCGGGUCCACCACAACAACACGGCUCACCGCUUCACUGUGGGGCUCAACAUGAGAGCCGCCAAAUGCACCGUGUGCUUGGACACUGUUCACUUCGGACGCCAAGCCGCCACCUGCCUCGAAUGCCAUGCGUUGUGCCAUCCAAAGUGCUCCCCCUGCCUCCCUGCCACCUGUGGGAUGUCCAGUGACUGCUCCCUGCACCUGUCGGAUGGCCCCAGUCGGGACAAGGGCAGCUCUCCAUGCCCGCAACUUAAAGAAGCCGGGGGACACAUGCACCUGGAGGGGUGGAUGAAAUUGCCCAGGAACGGAAAACGAGGUCAGGGCUGGGAGAGGAAAUAUGUGAUCCUGGAUGGCACUAAAAUUUCUAUCUACGACAUUGAGCCUAGAGAAGAUGCGGUGAAGCCACUGGAGGAGUUUGACCUGUGUCUGUGUGAUGGAGAAGUGAUGGUCCAUGGAGCUGUGGGAGCCUCAGAGCUUCCCAAUACAGCAAAGUCAGAUGUUCCUUAUGUUCUGAAGCUGGAGUCUCGCUGCCACACCCCCUGCUGGCCGGGACAGGCAGUGUACUUCAUGGCCCCCAGUUUCCCAGACAAACAGCGCUGGGUGGCAGUGAUGGAGUCUGUGGUGGCCAGUGGAAGAGCCUCCAGAGAGAAGGCAGAGGCUGACGCCACUGCUGUGUUCCAAAGACCACUGCCUCUGUCUCCUCUGGUCAAGAAGCUCUUGGGGAACUCUCUACUGAAGCUGGAAGGAGACGACAGACUGGACAUUAACUGCACCCUCCCUCUCACUGAUCAGAUUGUCCUUGUGGGAUCGGAAGAGGGACUGUACGCUCUCAACGUCAUUAAGAACUCCCUGACCCACAUUCCCGGCCUGGGCUCCGUCUUCCAGAUCCAUGUGGUCAAAGAGCUGGAGAAACUGCUCAUGAUUGUUGGAGACGAGAGAGCCCUGUGUUUGGUGGAGAUCAAACGUGUGAAGCAGUCCCUGUCUCAGUCGCACCUGCCCAGUCAGUCUGAGCUCAGCCCCUACAUCUUUGAGACUGUCAAAGGCUGCCACCUGUUUGCUGCUGGGAGGGUAGACAAUGGGUCAUGUAUAUGUGCCGCCAUGCCCAACAAAAUCACCAUCCUGCGCUACAAUGACAAUCUCAACAAGUACUGCAUCCGAAAGGAAAUCGAGACACUGGAGCCGUGCAGCUGCAUCCAUCUGACGUCCUACAGCAUCAUCAUCGGCACCAACAAGUUUUACGAGAUCGAGAUGAAGCAGUUUGUUCUGGAGGACUUCUUGGACAAGAACGAUGUGUCUCUAGCCUCGGCGGUGUUCGCUGCCUCCACUCACAGCUUCCCCAUCUCCAUCCUGCAGGUGGCCAGCAGCCUGCAGAAGGAGGAGUACCUGCUCUGCUUUCAUGAGUUUGGUUUGUUUGUGGACUCUUACGGUCGCAGAAGCCGCACUGAGGAGAUCAAAUGGAGCCGAGUGCCACUGUCAUUCGCCUACAGAGAGCCGUAUCUGUUUGUGACGUACUUCAACUCUUUGGAUGUGAUCGAGGUCCAGGGACACUCCAGUCUUGGUCCCACAGUGCUGGCUCACCUGGACAUCCCAAACCCGCGCUACCUGGGCCCUGCCAUCUCCUCUGGGGCCAUCUACCUGGCCUCUUCGUACCAGAACAAGCUGAGGGUGAUCUGCUGUAAGGGCAGCCUGGUGCGGGAGAGCGGGGAGCUGCAGCGGACCGGCUCCAGCAGAGGUCCCAGUAAGCGAGGGCCUCCCACAUACACGGAGCACAUCACCAAACGCCUUUCCUCCGGUCCGGGGAGCCACGAGGGGCUGCACCGCGAGCCCAGCACCCCUCACCGCUACAGGGAGGGACGCACCGAGUUCAGGCGGGACAAGUCUCCAGCACGGCCCUUGGAGAGGGAGAAGAGCCCAGGCAGGGUGCUGGACAGCCGCAGAGAGAGGUCCCCAGGGCGCUUUGGGGAGAGCACCAGACUGCACGCUGGAUCAGUGCGCACACAACUGGCCCCGGUCAACAAGGUGUGGGACCAGUCUUCAGUUUGA